AUGUGCAUGAGAGACAUUCUUAUUGUUUCAAUCUUUCUCUUGGUCAUGUUCUGCCAAGUUGAAACGUUGAAUGGUCAAGAAGACAGAAAACGAAUUGUUCAGUUCAUUCCUCUUCCUGAUUCUUCUCAUAUUCGAGAUUUUCAAAUGAUUGCAAAAGCCACGGCUGCUUUGCUGAAUGCUUCACCAUCCACCUCGAACACAGAGGUUCAAUUUAUUUCUCCAAAUAUUAUUAAAGCCGAACCUUGCAAGAUCUUGAAACAUAUUCAAUGUCCAGUACCUGAUGGAUUUAAUAUUGCUCAGAUCAUGGAAACAUAUGGAGGAUUUGCAAAUUCUUCCGUUCCUAGACUUGAACGAUUGGCUUUGGAAUUGAAAAUGUUUACUGCUGCCUAUGACGUUGGCAUGUUAACGAUGAAUAAUUUGUACAAUGAAACAUCAACGUGUGACGUUUCCAUGCAUCGCUUGUUGAAAUCCCGGAACGAUACAGAUGUUCUUCUCGUGAUUGAUAACAUAUUUGCCCCAGUGGUCGAAUGGGCCGAAAAAAACAAAAUGAACUAUGUGCUUAUUGGCAUUGCACCAGUCAUGUUUGUUUAUAGGGGAAUGCCAUCGUAUCUCCCUCACCUUCCUAUUGGAUCUACAAGCUUGGAAAAAGGAAGAAGAAUUAUUGAAAAGAAUGGAAUUUUUGCGUAUUUGGCCAAUCAAAUUAAUGAACAAGUUAUUGGAUUUGGAAAAGUUGUCAAGACCUCUCUAUCAGUAAUGUCUGAGUACAACAAGGCAAGAGAACGAUAUGGCAUGCCAACGAGAAGCACACCAUUUAUUGAGCCAUUGGACAAGUUGACCAUUCAUUUAACACUUCCUGGAAUAUUUGAAUACUCAUUUGCCGUUCCAAAUAUUCACAAGUUUGUUGGGUUUAAUUAUAUUGAAAAAUCCAUGAGCGCAAAACCUCAGUUUAGUUCCAUGUCUCUCGAAGAGACUUCUGGCUCACCAUCUCAAAGCGAAGAAAUUUUGUGGCUCGAUGAACAAUUGAGAAAAAAUCGAAAAGUAGUUUUCAUUGCGUUUGGUACUAAGGCAAAGGUUGCGCCCUCUCAUCUCAAAGCCGUUAUUACAUCCAUUCUUUCUUAUCCACAACAGUCGCUCAGCGUCCUUUUGGCUUCUUCCAACAUUCAUGUGUCAGAUGUCAUGGAUUCACAUAGAGUUGCAGAAUGGACUCAAAAAAUUUUAAUUAAGGAUUGGGUAGCACAAGUGAAUGUUCUCAAGCAUCCUGCAACCACCAUGUUCGUCACUCAUGGAGGAAGUCACUCCAUCUUUGAAUCUAUAACUGCAGAGGUACCUCUUCUAAUAAUGCCAAUCUUUGGAGAUCAACCUCUCAACGCCAUUCGUUCGGAAGACCAUGGAAUUGCAAGAAUGAUCAACCCAGAGGACAAGGAGGAGCUCUCAGAAAGUAUUGCUUUCAUACUUGAGAAUUCGCAUCAAAUUAAACAGAGAAUGAGAAAGACGAAACAGUUAAAUAGAGAUGUGGCAGCACUUCCAAUGGAUGCUGAACUUUUGAAACAGUUUCUUCAGUAUGAAGAUGUCCACACAUUGUCCACUGCUUCUGUUGCUGCAGCAGGACUUAUACGUCAAGUUUUACUUUACGGAGCUGAUCAUCUUGUAUCGAUGGACACGAAGCUUUCUUACAUUGAAAAGGUCCAUCCUCUUUAUGUAUUGAUACUUGCAUUGGUUUCUCCAAUCCUUAUAUUUUUCAUUAUUCGUGGUCGUUGUUCCAGCAGAGGAAAACAAGGAAAAAUUACUUGA
This is a messenger RNA of Naegleria lovaniensis, 1791 nucleotides long. RefSeq lists its product as uncharacterized. The record is from RefSeq and is a predicted model, not a curated record. The coding region runs from base 1 to 1791 and encodes 596 amino acids. The transcript has a single exon. Gene Ontology annotation, molecular function: UDP-glycosyltransferase activity. Lineage: Eukaryota; Heterolobosea; Eutetramitea; Acrasida; Naegleriidae.